Chaetomium strumarium is the source of this 1112-nucleotide messenger RNA. RefSeq lists its product as uncharacterized. Bases 1 to 936 code for a protein of 311 amino acids. The record is from RefSeq and is a predicted model, not a curated record. The transcript is spliced from 2 exons. NCBI's taxonomy places the organism in Eukaryota, Fungi, Ascomycota, Sordariomycetes, Sordariales, Chaetomiaceae.
AUGGCUACCUGCGCAGAGUUCGAGUUUCAAAAGUGCGGCUUCGAAAGAGGUGUAGUGAAGGCAAAUCCAGACAUUGCAGGAAUUGGCAUCAUCCUCUCAUUUCUCGUAACAACUUCCGUCACAGUCCUUGCUGGGUUCUACCGAAUCCUCUUCGACUUCAUCACUGAAUUCUUCCUCACACCAUACCAACAGGACAUAGUCCGGUUCCCGUCGGGAGACGGCUGGCUGUGGGUCAAUCCCGGGUUCUGGGCCAGGGUCGUCGACAGGCUGCUUCUGGCACUGAACGACUCGCAGCUAUUCACCGGCACCGCCGUGCAAGUUGCCUCUCUCGUACAGCACUGCGAGAUCACCAUCUACCAUCUACGGAUCGUCGCAGAGCUGGCUUUCUUGAGCACGGUGACCCAUCUUCUAACCGUGGUGGCGAUGAGUGGAUAUUUCAUCGACAAUGCCGGAUCCAACACCCCUCGAGUGCUGGUCAUGUUGUUGAAUCUGGGCCUCCUGGGAUACACGACCUGGUUUGCCUAUCUUUACGAAGCCGCAUCGCCCUUCGACGAGUCCCUUCAGCUGGGUUGUUACUACGCGGGUUACCGACCGCCAGUCGUCGCGUCGUUCACAGUCCGCUGGACGUUGCUUUUGCUAGCUGCCGUUCUAGGGCAUUUAGUGGUGUUUCUUGCCAUGUAUUGGAAAGGCUUCCGCACCUGGAUUGCCGGCACAAGAGGUGCCGCACUGAGAUUCUUCCGGACUGCAAUACUGGUUCCCGCUUACACGAUAUACGGGCUCGUCAGUAGUUCUCGAGUAUUACGGCAAACUCAGGCACUGGGAACGCCUCCUGUUGACAUAGAGGGUAGCGAGAGGGAAUGGGGGUUUGGGCAGAUCCUCGCUCUGCUACUCCUGGCACUCAUUGUUCUCCCAGGGUGGGAUUCUUUCAUGGAGUAAGUGCAAUAACCCCUCCUCCCUUUGCAUCCCUGUAGUAAUCAUCUCCUCAGGACAAGCGCGGGCUUAAUGGAGGCACAGAGAGAACGCGAGGCACAGGGAAAGGCUUGACGGGUUUGAUUCACACCAAGUUCUCGCAUGUUGAGAAGCAGAAAGAAGGUUCCUAGCUGGGUAUUAGC